Colius striatus (speckled mousebird) is the source of this 4937-nucleotide messenger RNA. It is a transcript of the gene KCTD10, whose product is annotated as potassium channel tetramerization domain containing 10. The coding region runs from base 910 to 1845 and encodes 311 amino acids. Gene Ontology annotation, biological process: protein ubiquitination; protein homooligomerization; negative regulation of Rho protein signal transduction. The transcript is spliced from 7 exons. Gene Ontology annotation, cellular component: Cul3-RING ubiquitin ligase complex. Lineage: Eukaryota; Metazoa; Chordata; Aves; Coliiformes; Coliidae. Gene Ontology annotation, molecular function: protein binding; ubiquitin-protein transferase activity. The record is from RefSeq and is a predicted model, not a curated record.
CGGGGGGGUCGGUGCUGUGCCGGUGGCAGGGGCUGGGCUGUGGCCGGGUGCCCUGGGUCAGGCUGCAGCACAAGAUCCCGCACUGGGACCCCAGGCACGGCUCCUGAGCCAGCAAUGGGAGUGUUGAGCUGCUGGAGAGAACCAGAGCCGGACUCAGGGGCUGAGGCUGGUGCUUUCGUGCUCCAGAAAGCCCUGGCCAGGCUCUGUGGCAGAGGGAUCAGUCCCCUGUGGCCACCUCUGCCCAUCCCACCUCCUCACCUCACACAAGGCAGACACCUAACUACAUGUGUGUUCAGCUUUGCCAUCCCCUGGUUCUGCUUUUCAUGGCAGCAGAGCAAAAGCCAUUGAGCCCAGCAGCCAGGAAGUUGUAGGAGCUGUCCCUGCCUGAGAUGGUGGGGAGUUAAUCAUCCCAUGCUGUCAGUUGUGAGGCAAAAGAGUUAAGGACAGGGCCAGCCUGAUGAGGGAUUUGUCGUUGGCAGCGCUGAGCUCACGGGUUCCUGUAACAGGCUGGGACCUUGUUGGCUGAGUCCACUUUGUCUGGGCUGCAGCAGAGGUAGGGGGGUGUUGGACAGGGGGUUGUGGUGUGCAGGGAGGAUGAGAGGCUUUGUGUGCUCUCUGUACAGCCCCCUACACUUCAAGGAAGAAAACCUGCAAAUCUGUGCAGAGCCCAUGUUUUAACCCUCAGGAGUCACCUGGCUCAGACUCUGUGUGUUGGGUAUUGCCUAGUUACAUACCAGGUUACUCAGGAGGAGCUUAAGCUUUAGCAGCUGGGAAGGAAACAAAAGCAGUGUUUGUGUGGGAAGUGCUGCCCUGGCAGUGUGAGAGGCUGCUGAGCUGUAGCAGCGGCCUGAGCUGGGUUGUCGCCUCUCCCUGGUGUGUGGCACUGUCAGAAAGAGCACAAAGGAAGAGAUGUCAGGAGAAAGCGUGGUGAGCUCAGCGGUGCCGGCGGCUGCGACUCGCACAACCUCCUUCAAAGGGACCAGCCCCAGCUCCAAAUAUGUCAAACUGAACAUUGGAGGGGCCCUCUACUACACCACCAUGCAGACCCUGACCAAGCAGGACACCAUGCUCAAGGCCAUGUUUAGUGGCCGAAUGGAAGUGCUCACCGACAGCGAAGGCUGGAUCCUCAUCGACCGCUGUGGAAAACAUUUUGGGACCAUCCUGAACUACCUGCGGGACGGGGCGGUGCCGCUGCCCGAGAGCCGCAGGGAGAUCGAGGAGCUGCUGGCUGAGGCAAAGUACUACCUGGUGCAGGGGCUGGUGGAUGAGUGCCAGGCAGCCUUGCAGCAGAACAAAGAUGCAUAUGAACCCUUCUGCAAGGUACCUGUCAUCACAUCUUCCAAAGAAGAGCAGAAGCUUAUAGCCACUUCCAACAAGCCAGCAGUGAAGUUGCUGUAUAACAGGAGCAACAACAAAUACUCCUACACCAGCAACUCUGAUGACAACAUGCUGAAGAACAUUGAGCUCUUUGAUAAGCUGUCCCUGAGGUUCAAUGGGAGGGUGCUCUUCAUAAAAGAUGUGAUUGGAGACGAGAUCUGCUGCUGGUCUUUCUACGGGCAGGGCCGGAAGAUCGCCGAAGUCUGUUGCACGUCCAUUGUGUAUGCCACUGAGAAAAAACAGACAAAGGUGGAGUUCCCGGAAGCCCGGAUUUACGAGGAGACGCUGAACAUUCUGCUGUACGAGGCCCAGGACGGGAGAGGCCCCGACAACGCGCUGCUGGAGGCCACGGGGGGCGCCGCCGGCCGCUCCCACCACCUGGAGGAGGACGAGGAGCGGGAGCGCAUCGAGCGCGUGCGCAGGAUCCACAUCAAGCGCCCCGACGACAGAGCCCACCUGCACCAGUGAGCCCGGCGGGGCUGCCCUGCUGCUGCCCCCUGCCCGCAGCACGGCCCCUGCCCGCAGCACGGCCCCUGCCCGCAGCACGGCCCAGCACGGCCGUCUCCUCCCCAGCACAGCCUGUGCGGCGCCUCUUGUAAUAAACGAGAUCAUCUGGGGUCUGUAAGUCGGGAGUUGAGGGGAAGGGAGGCUCCUGGGAGCAGGGUGAAUGCUGUAAAGGGCCUGGAUUUGUAGCACCCUUGUCUUUGCUCCUUUGUGGCUAGAGAGGAAGAGGCCUGGCUUCCUUGGGCUUCACUAGUUGUCCUGCACUUUAAACCAAACACAAAGGUGAGAAGGGUCAGGCAGCCACCCGCCUUCCCCCUGGGCACCGCUGCUCUGCCUCCUGCCCCCGACCCCUGGGCACCCCAGUGCUGGAGGGACUGCACAGCUCCUGUCCUCACAGGCCUGUGGGCAGUGGGGUUGGCAGCCCCAAGGUGCCUCAGCCUGACUUCCAGAGGACAGGAGGUGCCUGUGCUCCUGCAGUGCUGGGGGGCAGAGGGAGCCCUGGGGCAGUGGGACCCUCUCCCCCAAGGGCUCAGCAGAGCUUCUGCAGCACCCAGCUGUGGAGACUCCUGCUUUACCCCUGCAGUUUAAGGGUAGAAGGUGUUAAAAUUCCUCCAAAAGGGAGGGCCAGGAGUAAAUUGUGUGGUUGCUGUUCCCUGGGGUGGUGUUGGUGCCAGCCAGGGCUCAGAGCCUCUGCCUGAGCCCUCUCAGCAGGGAGGGACCGGGCAGAGCCUCUCUCUGUGGAGCAGCAGCCACUGGUGCAGGGGAAGCACAGGCCAGGGUGGGCAGGGAAGGGCAGCCCUGGGACUGAUACAGGGGCAGGGUCUUGCUUUGAGUGAGGGCAGCACAAGUAGCAGAGGGAAGAGGCGUAGCCAGCGGCCCAGCGAGGGGUGGGCUGUGUUCCCAGCCUUGGCAGCGAGGGCAGCUGUGUGUGAGGGGCAGAGCUGAAGCCUUGUGGAGAGGUGACCUCUCUGCUCUGGGUUUUCUAGGAGUACUUUUCUAUUAUAAAUGAAUAUUUUAUCUACCUCCUUGUUGCUUGUUGCCUGUUGUGGAGUCGAGUGACAAUGAGAGUGGGAGAUGUGUGUUACUGAGCUGGAUGCUGCAGGAGCAGAGCCACAGCUAAUGGUCACUGUAACAAAGCCUGAGAGGGACAGCAACCUCCUGUAGGAAGCCUUAACCUGGCACUGGGGCAGGCACCAGGACACUCAGGCCUUGGCUGGAGGGUUUUGACCCUUCAUCUGGAAUAUCCAGCACUGGCCUUAAUGGCCAAUAUCUCCUACACAGUAGCUCCAUGUCCUGGGCCUCAGGGAGGUGUUUGCUUUUACCUGACUCCCUGCUGCAAGGACUCCUCCUCCUGGCCCUGGGCUGCUCCUGCUGUGGUCACACUUUAAAAACCAAAGGUGUUGUCAGUGUCACAGCCCCGUUACUGUGCUGCUUCUGCCUCCCAGCACAGGCACAGCCCAGCCUGCACACACAGCCUGCCUGGCAGGGCUCAGGAAGUGGAAUCAGAGUCAGGCUGAGGUCAUCUUACCAGUAACCAAAGACUUUCCUGAGUGGGAGGCAGCUGGUGCCUGUGGCAGAUGUGUUUGUACCUGUCUCCUCUGCUCCUUCAGCUGCUGGUUUGUAAGAGCUCACCUGUAAACUGUUAUCCCGAAGUUCAGCCCCUUCAACUGUGUCCUGACAGUUCUGAGCUUCUCCUUUAAGCUGUACUCAUACCUGUUGGCAACACUUUGGGUUUGUACAGGUCCACAGUGCAGCAGCUGUUGUGCCAGGGCCUGUCCCUCCUCCCCUUCCUGCAGUGGUAAGUGGGGGUGUGGAAGGGGCUGCUCUGGGCACAGCUCCUGCUCCAGCCCUGUGCCCUUUGACACUGGGGGCUCCUUACAGCUUUCUGAGCUUCUGCCCUUGAAGGUGUCUGGGCUCUGUACAGCCCUUCAGUCCCACUCCUCACAGCCCCUCUGUGCUCCUGCUGCCUCUGCAGGGAAGGGACCCCCACCACAGCUCCUGCUGCAGCACACAGUGUCCUGCAGGAACCCUGCUUACUCCCUUACUGCUACAGCUGCCUCUCUCCUGGCAGAGGAGGAGCUGGCCCUCUUCAUCCUCAGCCCUGCUGCCCCCAGGGAGGCCCCAGCCCUUGCUCUUGGCCUCAGCCUGGUCCUGUCCUGUGGUGCCAGGGCAGCUCCUGGGUGGGAGCAGUGGGGACCCCAGAGCUGAGCCCCCACCCCAGAAUUAAUGUCUCUGUAAAUAGAUUCGUAGCUGGCUCCAGGAUUUCCUCCUUCAGAUGUUGCUAACCACGUUCUUAAAGAACAGGGGAUGGUUUUGUGUAGCCUUUGUACAGUGGCUUCUAGAGCUCUGGGCUUAGUGAGUGACUCCAGGAGAGCUGGAGUGAGGGGCAGCCUCUGCCUUACCCUGCUCCUGCCUCAGCCCUCUGUGUGCUGUAGGGAAGCGGCACUGGGGGAUGCUGGGACGUCCUUUACCUACUGGCCCCUCGUCCUUGGGCUGUGGAGAGAGAGAUUCUGUUAAAGCCAUUGCACAAAUGCUCUCAGCUCUUCAGCCUUUUUACUGUAAGUGGUUUUGCCUCUGCAGCUUUGGGGUGAAGGUGGGGUGCAGGGCAGCUGGCCUGGGCACAGCAGCCCCUGAGCUGAGCAAUCUCCAGCACCCCAUCACCAGUGACAGCACAGCAGAGCUGAUGCAGGUCUUACACAUGGAGGUGGUUUUGUCCACUGCAGAAAAGCUGGAGGGGAGGCUGCAACCAAGGCAGCUGCUCCUGUAUUCACCCCCAGAAGGUUGUGUCCCUCCUGCAGGACAUCCCCUGGGCAAAGACCCCAACCUCCAUCUUACCUUAGAGCAAAGGGCAGGGGGAAGCUUCCAGUCUUCAUGGAGUCGUUUCCUUUCAUGGACAAGUGCAGCAACAUUCUCUGUUCUGUACAAUCAUUCCCUCCCCCUUUAUACUUAUGCACCAAGAAGCUUGAGCUGCAGUUCAGUGUAUGGUUAAUGUCUGCAACAUGUACUUGGGUUUUUUUUAAAUGUAACACAAUAAAUUAGAAGAUAUUUCAUAUUUA